GGGGAAGGAGGGAGAGCGCGAGAAGGAGGGAGCGCGCGCGCAGGAGGGAAAGCGAGUGAGUGGCAUGCCUAGUUGCUGCGCGCGACUCCUUGGGAAGGAAGAGCCGUGAGGCGAGGCCAGUCGGGGGCGGGCGGGCGCGCGCGCGGGCGGGCCACACUCGAGGCGCUUCUCUCCCUCCUUCCUCCUCUUCGUGGCUCUCCCUCAGCCGGGCGGACAGAGGAAGAAGAUGAGGCCGGCGUUGGCGGUGCUGGUGGCGGUGCUUGUGGCGACGGCGGCGAGGCGUUCCGCGGGCGCCAUGGACGAGUGCGCGGAGGAGGGCGACGGGCGGGCGCAGCGGUGCAUGCCGGAGUUCGUGAACGCGGCCUUCAACGCCACGGUGGUGGCCACCAACACGUGCGGCAGCCCCCCCGAGGAGUACUGCGUGCAGACGGGCGUCACGGGGGUCACCAAGUCGUGCCACCUGUGCGACGCCGCCCAGCCCCACCUGCGCCACGGCGCCGCCUUCCUCACCGACUACAACAACCAGGCCGACGCCACCUGGUGGCAGAGCCAGACCAUGCUGGCCGGCAUCCAGCACCCCAGCGCCAUCAACCUCACCCUCCACCUCGGAAAGGCCUUUGAUAUUACCUAUGUACGCCUGAAGUUCCACACCAGCCGCCCAGAGAGCUUUGCCAUUUACAAACGGACCCGGGAAGAUGGCCCAUGGGUACCUUAUCAGUAUUACAGUGGAUCCUGUGAGAAUACCUACCACAAAUCAAAUCGAGGCUUCAUCAGGACUGGGGAAGAUGAACAGCAGGCACUUUGCACAGAUGAAUUCAGCGACAUCUCUCCGUUGACAGGAGGCAAUGUGGCUUUUUCAACGUUGGAAGGGAGGCCCAGUGCUUAUAACUUUGACAACAGCCCUGUCUUGCAGGACUGGGUAACUGCCACUGAUAUCAGAGUGACUCUCAAUCGCUUGAACACCUUUGGAGAUGAAGUUUUUAAUGAUCCCAAAGUUCUCAAGUCCUAUUAUUAUGCAAUUUCUGACUUUGCUGUGGGUGGCAGAUGCAAGUGCAAUGGCCAUGCAAGUGAGUGUGUGAAGAAUGAAUAUGGAAAACUUUCCUGCAAUUGCAAACACAAUACCUUUGGGGUUGACUGUGAAAAGUGCCUCCCUUUUUACAAUGACCGGCCUUGGCGAAGAGCAACUGCAGAGAGCGCCAAUGAAUGUUUGCCCUGUAACUGCAAUGGACGAUCGCAGGAGUGUUAUUUUGAUCCAGAGCUGUACCGUUCCACGGGUCAUGGAGGCCACUGCACUGGCUGCUUUGGUAACACAGAUGGACCAAACUGUCAAAGGUGCCGGGAGAAUUUCUACCGUCUUGGCAGUGAAGAAUCAUGUCUACCAUGCAAUUGCAAUCCUGUUGGCUCCCUCAGCACACAGUGUGACAACUAUGGGCGCUGCAGUUGUAAACCUGGUGUGAUGGGUGACAAAUGUGACAGAUGUCAGCCUGGUUUCCACUCUCUCACAGAAGCUGGUUGCAGGCGGUGUUCCUGUGAUCCUGCUGGCAGCACAGAUGAGUGCAACAUGGAAACAGGGCGUUGCACUUGUAAGGACAAUGUGGAGGGAUUCAAUUGUGAGAGGUGUAAACCUGGCUUUUUCAACCUGGAUUCCAGCAACCCUAGGGGAUGUACUCCUUGCUUCUGUUUUGGGCAUUCUUCUGUCUGUACGAAUGCUAAUGGAUACAGCAUCUACAGAAUUGCCUCAAGUUUCCAGAUUGGAGAGGAAGAGUGGCAUGCAGAACAGCGAGAUGGUUCUGAAAUCUCUGUCCAGUGGAUUGCUGAGACUCAGGAAAUAUCUGUAAUCUCAGAUACACCUUUUCCUAUAUAUUUCAUUGCACCAGGCAAGUUUCUUGGAAAUCAAAUCUUGAGUUAUGGUCAAAACCUGACAUUCUCUUUUCGGGUCGAUAGGCGGGACACACGCCUUUCUGCUGAGGAUAUAGUCCUUGAAGGUGCUGGACUGAGAAUAUCAGUGCCUCUGAUUGCUCAAGGCAACUCCUAUCCCAGUGAGAACAUACUGAAGUACACUUUCAGGCUCCAUGAAGCAACAGAUUAUCCCUGGAGGCCUUCGCUAACCCCAUUUGAGUUCCAGAAGCUGCUCCGCAACUUAACUGCUGUCAAGAUUCGUGGGACCUAUAGUGAGAGGAAUGCUGGAUAUUUGGACGAUGUCACUAUUGUGAGUGCUCGGCCUGGGCCUGGAAUCACAGCAACAUGGGUGGAAAGUUGUACUUGUCCCACAGGCUAUUUGGGGCAGUUCUGUGAACGAUGUGCUGAUGGCUACAGGAGAGAGACUCCCAGUCUUGGGCCCUACAGUCCAUGUGUGCCAUGUUUCUGCAAUGGACAUAGUGAAACCUGCAACCCUGAAACUGGAGCCUGUAACUGCAGGGAUAACACAGCAGGUCCUCAUUGCGAGAAGUGCAGUGACGGCUAUUAUGGAGAUGCAACCACAGGAACUUCUUCAGAUUGCCAGCCGUGUCCAUGUCCAGGAGGGUCAAGUUGUGCCAUCGUACCAAAAACAAAGGAGGUGGUGUGCACUAAUUGCCCAGCUGGUACUACAGGCAAAAGGUGUGAACUGUGUGACGAUGGAUAUUUUGGAGACCCACUUGGCACAAGCGGUCCUGCCAGGCUUUGUCGCCUCUGUCAGUGCAGCGACAACAUUGACCCUAAUGCUGUUGGGAAUUGCAACCGCUUGACAGGGGAAUGUCUGAAAUGCAUCUACAAUACAGCUGGUUUCUAUUGUGACCGGUGCAAAGAUGGAUUCUAUGGGAAUCCUUUAGCUCAGAAUCCAGAGGACAAGUGCAAAGCUUGCAACUGCAAUCCUUAUGGAACCAUGAAUGUGCAGACAAGCUGCAGUCAAGUGACCGGCCAGUGUGAGUGCCUCCCUCAUGUGACAGAGCGGGACUGCAGCUCCUGUGAGCCUGGCUUUUACAACUUGCAGAGCGGACGUGGCUGUGAAAGAUGUGACUGCCAUCCACUGGGUUCCACGAACGGCCACUGUGACAUACAGACUGGGCAGUGUGAAUGCCAGCCAGGCAUCACUGGCCAGCGUUGUGAGAGGUGUGAAGCCAACCAUUUUGGAUUCGGUCCUGAAGGCUGCAAACCCUGUGAUUGUGACCCUGAAGGUUCUCGCUCUCUUCAGUGCAAAGAAGAUGGUCGGUGUGAAUGCAAAGAAGGAUUUGUGGGAAAUCGCUGUGACCAAUGUGAAGAGAACUAUUUUUAUAACCGAUCCUGGCCUGGCUGUCAAGAGUGCCCUGCCUGUUAUAGACUGGUGAAAGAUAAGGUGGCAGAACAAAGGGAGAGAUUGCAAGAACUGGAAAACCUUAUAGCCAAUAUAGGAACAGGUGAUGAAACCAUUACAGACCAGGCUUUUGAAGACAGGCUGAAAGAUGCAGAGAGGGAUGUCAUGGACUUGCUCCGAGAUGCUCAAAGCAUCAAAGAUGUAGAUCAGGGUUUGAUGGAUCGCCUGCAUGAGAUCAACAGAACCCUGUCCAGUCAGCUUGGUCGGUUGAGGAAUAUUCAAAACACAGUGGAUGAAACAGAAAACCUUGCAGGGCAGGCCCAAACCCGGGUUGACAACACACAAGAGCUCAUUGAAACAGCUUCCAAUAUGCUACAGAGAGCAAGGAUGGCUGUUGCCAAUGUGUCUAUUACUCCACCACAAUCAACUGGAGACCCCAACAAUAUGACAGUCCUGGCAGAAGAAGCCCGCCAACUAGCUACACGACACAAAGAAGAGGCUGAUGACAUUGUACGUAUCGCUAAGGAAGCAAAUGAUACAUCCUCACAAGCAUACCAGUUGCUCUUGGACACACUGUCAGGAGAGAAUCAAACAAUGGAUGACAUCAAUGACCUUAACAGAAAGUAUAACCAAGCAAAGAACAUCUCCCGAAAUUUGGAAAGGCAGGCAAACGAGGUCCAUGCGGAAGCAGAGAAAGCUGGGAACAAAGCGUUGCAGAUCUAUGCUAAUCUCACUAGUCUGCCAUCGAUAGACACUGAGAAACUUGAGAAUGAGGCAAACAAGAUCAAGAAAGAAGCCAGAGAUCUGGAUCAGCUAAUCAACAGAAAGCUGAAAGAUUAUGAAGAUCUGAGAGAAGACAUGAAAGGGAAGGAGCUGGAAGUACAAAACCUUUUGGAGAAAGGCAAAACCGAACAGCAGACUGCUGAUCAGCUCUUGGCUCGAGCAGAUGCUGCAAAAGCUCUGGCUGAAGAAGCUGCCAAGAAGGGGAAGGACACUCUCCAGGAGGCCAACGACAUUCUCAACAAUCUGAAUGAUUUUGAUAAGCGUGUGAAUGAUAACAAGACUGCUGCUGAGGAUGCUCUGAAGAAAAUUCCUGCCAUCACCCGUACUAUUUUGGAGGCCAACAAUAAGACCCGUCAAGCAAAAGCAGCAUUGGGGAGCGCUGUUGCCGAUGCCAGGGAAGCAAAGAACAAAGCUGGUGAUGCUGAGAAAAUUGCUAGUUCUGUUCAGAAAAACGCUGCUGAGACCAAGGCUGAUGCUGACAAGACCUUCUCCACUGUUGCUGACCUGGACAAAGAAGUGGAUGACAUGCUGCAGCAACUCGAAGAUGCUGAAAAAGAGCUAAAGAGGAAACAAGAAAGUGCAGAUCAAGAUAUGAUGAUGGCAGGAAUGGCUUCACAAGCAGCUCAGGAAGCAGAAGACAAUGCAAGGAAAGCAAAGAACUCCGUUAACAGCUUACUCAGCACAAUCAAUGACCUCCUCGAGAAGUUAGGCAUUGUGGAGCCUGUGGAUUCAAGUAAACUGAAUGAUAUUGAGGAUACCUUAAAUGCUGCCAAAAAACAGAUGAGGGACAACGAUCUGGACCGAAAAGUGUCUGAUCUAGAGAAAGCAGCGGAAAAGCAAGCCAGUGCCAUCAAUGAAUACAACAGGGACAUUAGCACCAUCAGGAAAGACAUUGCCAAUCUAGAGGACAUCAAGAAGACCUUACCAACUGGCUGUUUCAACACCCCGUCCAUUGAAAAACCCUAAGGGUGUGCUAAGGGCAGGGGGGCAUUCCCUCAAUGACUGGUGGAGCAAUUCUUUUGGCUGUGGAGUGCCUUAAUUCCUAGGUUAUGUCCCUCAGGACCCCUACCUUGUCUCCCGUACAGCUCUCAGUUCUUUUUCUCCCAAUUCAAAGGUGGGAAAUGCACGUUUUUGAGUUCAAAGCAAAUUAGGUACCAGCCUCUAGGGUAUCAAAGUUUCAAGAUGCUAAUAUCAACACACUUCUAUGCUCAGACACUCCACCUUCUUCCCCUCUCUCAGUAUACAGUCCUCCUUGAUUUACACAAAAAUGUGAAAUACUGUGGAUGUGUACUGAAUUACAGAAAUGGCCAUGGGAAUAGAUAUAUCAUUGGGGGGCAGUCACAAGCUUUGUCUUCCUCCUCUUCUCCUCUCCGAUGUCUCUUAACCUUUCCCCCUUCUCUCUCAUCCACAGCUCUCUUUUCUUUCUUCUAUGAAGGAAAUGGUUUGGCUACCAAAGUAUUAAAUAUGAAUGGCCAGGUGUGAGAAAUACCAGUGGACUUUACAAUUCUUUAAAACAAGAAGACAGAACCGACCAUAUCCGUAAAUUAGAAUCUAUCAAAGCAUACCUUUGGUAGCCAGCUGCCAAAUUUUACGAACCUUUCUAGAGUGCAAUAUGUUUGUGUAUAUCCUGGUUCUGAGGACAAUUUCUCAGAAACAUUUUGAGGAGUCAUGAGGAAGGAGUAGUGUGUUAGAUCUCCAUGGUGCUAUGCCUUGGCCUGGCUUCAACCUACAAGAAGAACGGCAGAUAUCAUAUCUUCAAGCUGGGAAGAGCCUGCUUAGGUCCAUGACUGUUCCUGUUACCAGCCAGUCACUAGACAUCUCCAAGAGAUAUCUUGCAGCUGGAUAAGCAGUAUAAGCUGAUACUUCAAAAGCAGUAGUUCAGAUUAUUUUAAUUUUUUUUUUUACUGAAACCAGCCAUCCAGAGAGUUUUACCUGCUAGGCUUGCCUGGGAAAUUUGAUAUCAGCAUUAUAUUCUGUGAUAGAAAGUAAAACCUAAGAGGUUGAAUUAUGUUGUAAACCUGCUCUUGUCUGAAACUCCUGACCCAUUUUUAAAGGAAUGUUUUUAAAUGGCCAGGACUCAUUCUAAGGACAAAUAACGUCAUGGGUUGGCAGUAUUUACAAACUGAUUUGCUUGUUGCUCAGUUUGAAUCUGCCCCCCUCCCAUUCAAAAUCCCCCUUCCUCCCCCACAUUGGAUGAGUUUCCUUGUAGAGAGCAGAUAGUUUCUUUUAUGAUCUUCUCUCUCCUCCCUCCCCAAAUCCUGAACAAGAGGAAACAAUCUCCCUCUGUAGUUUCCUCAUCAGACUGACCUGAUACUUCCACCCCCCUGCCUUUUUAAUCAGUGUAUACUACCCUUAAACACUAUGCAACUUUGUACGUUUGCGUAGAGGGGAAGAAAUUUAUUAUCUGACACACACUGGUGCUAUUAAUUAUUUCAAAUUUAUAUUUUUGUGUGAAUGUGGGGUUUUUUGUGUCUUUUUAAUCAUGAUUAUAGUGUGAGGAAAAGUCUAUUUCUCUUCCCUUACCUCGCUCUGUAAAUAUGCUUGGUAUUGUUUCCAGAGUUGCCACUGUUUCUCUCCCCUUUGCUUCCUCUUAAUCUACACGCCACACACAGUUUAUUCUCCAGGGUGGGGUAAGGGAAAUCGGGUAGUUUCUCUGUCCAAAUUUAUCCCGUUGCACCUCCAUAAUGGUAGUCAGUACUAUUCUGUGGUAUCAACAUCCAGUGGUUUACCAUUUGUAUUCCUCUGAGAGACAAGUUGCCAUCUCUUCUAAAGCCAGCACUGAUGCCUUAAGGUUUCAGAAGGGUGUAGCCCCAAAAUAACUAAUACUCUUUAGGCCUCUCUAAAUAAUACCUUGCCCCUGAGAAUUAUACAGGACUUAAAUGUGUGUACUACUCUCCUUCCUCUCACAUUUUUUUUUUGCAAAUGACAGGUAGUAAGCAGAGAACCUGUACUGGAUUAAAUGUGCAGCUUCCCUUGUUACUGUCACUUGAAGUGAGGGAAGAGCAAGUGAGAGUCCAUAGGCAAGACGCAAAAUGCUAUCUGAACUUCCGCUUUGUUCCUGGUUUACAGACAUUAUGUUUGGACUGAUUGUGGUUUUAUGAAUGGUGAAAGGCUUCUUGUUGGGCCUACAGGAGAAAUGUUACCCUGGCCUAGUUCACACUGGUGUGGUAAACCUGUAUCUGGGAAAUACUUAAAUGUAUUUCCACAUGGAAUGAAGGAACAUUCAGUUGUAUGAGCCUAACAUUUGCAGUGGGAAAUGUUAUCAAACUUCCAAAGACCAGUGAGAAAUAGACCAUUAUCCAAAGUCAAGUAGCAGAUCUGUAGAUUUAAAACUGUGGCCUUUUCUCCUGUAUCACUCUGCAAAAACAA
Molecule: messenger RNA, 7423 nt
Organism: Anolis sagrei ordinatus
Lineage: Eukaryota; Metazoa; Chordata; Lepidosauria; Squamata; Anolidae
Gene: LAMC1
Product: laminin subunit gamma 1
Biological process (GO): tissue development; animal organ morphogenesis; substrate adhesion-dependent cell spreading
Cellular component (GO): basement membrane
Source: RefSeq, a predicted model, not a curated record